CAUUUACUCAACAUUCGCUCAGCUCUCCGUCACUCAUUUGCUCUCACCAUGUGGCUGCUCAUUUUUACAGGUCUCUUGACGGUCUCCGUUGGUGAAGAAACCAUCGCCAAUGUUGCCAAGAAGACGUCAUCAGCCAACGUCGAUGAUAUUAUCCUGCUGGAGAUCGAUAUCAAAGAUCCUGUGAAAAGGUCACCAAUUUCCGAUAGCGCCAUUUACGAAUCUCCAGCCAGUCAAUUUGUUAUUCGUCACGGUGAUGAUUCUAGACAGCUAUCGCCCGAAUAUUUAGCUGUUUUGCGACAAUUUACCGGAAAUGAACCGCAGCCGUACACAAGCUCAAACAAUGUGGCUCAACGCAGACCGCUUCCAACUUAUGCCAAACAGCAGCAGGCGCUGCAACAGGCAUAUUACAAUUACCGUAAGCCCGCCGUGGUUCCUCCCAGACCAAGAGCUCAGUUGCAUUCUCAGGCAUUGGCUCAGGCCGAAGCCGUAGCGCAAGCUCAGGCACAUGUCGAUGCGCAAAAUCGCGCUGCGGCAUUGCAGCAGGCGCGAAGCCCGUCUGGAGCACCCACAUAUCAAGUAGAAUCUUACACUUCACCGAAAUUGGGUACUUUUGAGCAAGAAUUGCUGCAAUUGGUAUCUGCCAAUCAGGCCCAGGAGUUUAAUUUGAUUCCAGCGCAACCUAAAAGCGACUAUUCGCAACAAGGAUAUAUUAAAUCGACGCCGGUAGCACCGGCAUCUCAGUUACCCGAGCAGUACCAUAUUGAGACUAGUCCGCCUCCUCGUUAUCCACCGCAGCAGCGAGUUGCAGCGACAUAUCAGUCAGUUGAACAACCAGUUCAGCUUCAGUACCAAACAGCGCAGGCAAAGGGCGUUCAAGAUCGGCCUUUCAGACCGUCUCCGCAAUAUGAUUAUGCGGAUGAUGGUGCUCAGCUAAAAGCUCAUCAAGCGCAAAUUCAGGCCGAAGCCGAGGCGAAUGCCAGGGCUCAGGCCCACGCCGAGGCGCAAGCCUUAGCUUUCCAAAAGAUCGCUCAGGCGUCGUAUCAGAAACAUCACGACGCCGCUCUGGAACAGAUCAGAGUCGAUCACGAGAGAUACAAACAACAACAAAGCGCCUUGGAACAAAUUCAACAAGGAGAUCACGUCAGUGAGGCUGGACAAGCUCAUAUCGAGGGUCGACUGCAACCAAAGGAUCCAGAAGCUGUUUAUAGAGCCAAAUUGAAGGCACAGGCGGCUGCCGAAGCUGCCGAAGCCAGAAGACUUCAAACAGAUGCUGAAUAUAAGGCUCACGCCGAUGCCAUACGCCAAGUCGAAGCUCAGCAACAGGCCCAUGUGAGAGCCCAGGAGAAGGCCCAUCACGAUGCUUUAAAUUUUGAGAGAAAUCAAUUGCGUGCCCAAGCCCAAGCGCAGGCGCUGGCACAGGCUCAGGCCGAGGCUUUGUAUAAAGUUUAUCAACAAUCGCGCGCCAAAGCUAACAGCGAGAUUCUAGCGAUUGCCAAAGCCCAAGCCGUAGCUAAAAAAGUAGAUCCUGAUGGCACACCAGUCGUUCAGUAUCUUCUACCUACUAAUCCCAAACUUCCAUCACCCAAUAAUUAUUUUACCAAUGACGACGUAAACAAGUAUCAGGCUUCCGGCUCUACUUAUGCUCCUAGAUCGGUAACUAAGCCAGAGUCUACUACGUCCACCAAUGGUGAUUCCAACGUUGAAGAACAAGUUUACGUCCAACCUGUUAUCAAUCAACCUCGGCAAGUGCACAAGCUGAAAGUUGCACCAACUCAAUCCUCUGUCUACAUUUCUCAGUCGGGUCUUUUGAAAAAGUCACCCGUUAAAUCUCUUACCAUCGAGGAGAUUAUCGAUCAAGAUCAACUAAACAAUCCUCAAGUUGUACGUAUACCCUCAUCUAAAGAUCAACAACCUCUGAAUCAAGAAGAGUUAUCUGCCCUUAUUAAUGCCGGUUAUAGCGUUACUCCAAUACCUCAGACAGUUAAGUCGACACAGCAAAGCUACGUGCCGGAAAAUGCAUCUGCAGUGUACUACUUGAAGAAACAACGACCAGUAGCUAGGCCCGAAUAUGUUGCGUAUGAAGAAAUCGUACAGCGACCUCGAAGACCUACUAGAAAGAAUACAUCUGAUCUCAAACAGGAUAAUAUCGAUGCUAGCGAAAAGGUUACUUACUUGGUACCCUUAGAGCCCAGUUUUGGUACAAGGCAGUCAUCACUUAAGAGUAACGAGUAAUAGUCGCAUAGACUUUCUCAUCGUCAAAAAGUGAUGGCAAAACAUUAGAAACUUUUUUCGCGCAAAUGUUAUUUUUCUUUCAAAUUUAUUUAUCUUGCGUCACGUAUAAUACUAUGAUCUUGUCUUUUUGUAUCAGACUCACAAAUAGCAAAUAUACAUAUAUAUAAGAGAUCAGUCAAAAAGAUAAUUUUUAUAAGAGUAUUAUUUAAAUUUUUUUCUUUUUCUUUAAUUUCUAUGGUUUGUGUGUUUGGGCGGUUGCACGAACAAGUCUAUUUUUGUAUCAAUUACUAUUUUUAAUAUUUUCUUCAUUACUUAUUAAUAACAAUUCUUUUCCAAACCUACUUUUCAAUAUAUAUGGUUCAGUGAGUUCAUGAACUCGGAGAAAAAGAAAAAGAAAACAUCCAUGUACUUUGUACACAAUUUUGAUCCUGAGCGCUGAUUUAUCAUUAGAUAUUUUCUUGGAUAGUAGAUUUAUGAAGUGUAUUGUGAAUAAUUUAUAUUAAAUUAACUACUCGCAUCUUGUGCUAAAAAUUGAAGAAUGAAAGUAGAUUUUGCUGCAAAAUGCUGAUUUCGAAAAGUAAAAUAAAUUAUUAUAAAAUUACAUUGAAUAUUAUAACAAUUUUUCCAAAAAAAUCGAUUUAGCACAUAUAAAUACAAGGAAAAAUGCAUAUUACAAAUUUAUUUUGUUGUAUAUGACAACAAAUAGCAUAUAAUCGGAAAAAUUUUGUAAUUAAUGUUACGCAACAUUAUUAUAGAUAUAUUUGUAUGCGAUGGUAUUGAAUUGAAUAAUUUUAUUAAUUUAUAUUUUUUUGUAAAUAGUAGAAUUUUAGCUAAUAAAAAUGUUUAAAAAUUUUGCUUCCUAGUACACGUGAUAUUCGUCAUAUUUUUGUUUUUUGAAUGUUUCUUCAAAUAUUUAUUAAUACAAAAGUAAAAAAGAGUGUUAAUUGUAACGAGAAAUAUUUUUUUAUUAAAAUUUCUUAUAUUGUUUAAAUAAAAAAUAUGAUACUAAAAGUUAAUUUAAUAAGCCAAUUUUUAUUAUUUUGUCAUAAUAUAAUUUAGAUAAUUAUGUUGCAUGAUAUUAAUAAGAUUUACAAUCUUAUUUUUUAUUCAUAUUACCAUCAACGUAUCAUAUCAAUUAAUUCAUCAUUAUUAUCACAAUUAUUAAAAUUAAUUGAAAGAAAAUAGUCAAAGAAAAAGAGAAUAUCAAUAAUUUUAAAAAGAUAUUUCAAAGUAUGAUUAUGUAUACAUUGAAACGUUAUGUUAUAAAGCAUAUAAUAAAUAUAGCAAUAUGCCUUUUAUCCCGUUACAUGAAAAGAUAUGAUUUUUGCCAUCAUUGUUGUUUAACAACAAAUAAUGACUUUACUCAACAACAUUAAGCAACUUACAUUAAUUAUGUGCAAAUGCACCGAUAUAUCGAUUACUAGCAAAGCUCUUGCGCCUGCAAGAAUUUAUGCCACAAUAGUUUAUAAGAAAACCGUCUUUUCCAUCUACUAAUAUUAUUAUAGAAUUGAAAAUAUUGGUGAACUUUAAUUUGCGUCACAGCUGUAAUAAUAAUUUUAUGAUUAGUAUCUUUCGUGAAUAAGAAAGAGAAAAAAAGAGAUCGAACAGAGUGCCUGUAAAAUGUUUCAAAAAUGAUAAAAAUUGCAUAAAUAGUUUUUGCUAAUUUUUCUCAUCUUGCUAAUCUUGAUGAAAAAUAAGUCUGCAUUUAGUAAUAAUUAAAUUAUAUUGGCCAUAAGCUAUAUUUGAUUAUAUUUUUUAAUAAAAAAUCAUUAAUUUUUUUUUUUCUCUCAAAUUCUAUGAACUUAUUUUAACUUGUAAUAGGAAGUAAAUAUUGAAUGAUUCUCUGAAAUUUUUCUGCGUCGAAGUUGACAAGGGUAACCGCUCUGCCUAGUUACUGUAAGGUCUACUAGUUAUUGUAAGGUCAUAACAUUGACCUCAAUAAUACAAGGUAGUUCCAUUCUCUUAUCUCUCUAUUUCAAUUAUAAAAUUUAUUUUAAUUAAGAAAAUUGUUAUGCUGAUAACACAAACAAUAAAAUGACGAACAUCCAAUGUUGAUAAAAAAUAGCGCAAAAACGAUGUGAUUUAAAAUACGAUAAACUUUACAAGUUAUAUAAAAUACGAGCUAUAUAAAAUUCUUUUUUUCCAUAUUUCUUUUAGGUUAUUUGUGAUAUUGCUUCAAUAUUUAAAAUUUAUUUAAUAAUCAAGUAAAAAUUAAUAUUUAAUGUAUUCUAUACUAAUCUAAUGCAAUUCUAUUCUAAUGUAAACUAUAUAUUAUAUAUUUAAAUGUAAAUUUGUUUGAUAAAUUUAUAAAUAAAAUUUGGUAUAAAUACAUGAUAUACCUAUAAAUUAAUAAAUGCUAUCAUAUAAAUA
This is a messenger RNA of Cataglyphis hispanica, 4602 nucleotides long. RefSeq lists its product as uncharacterized. The transcript is spliced from 3 exons. The record is from RefSeq and is a predicted model, not a curated record. Lineage: Eukaryota; Metazoa; Arthropoda; Insecta; Hymenoptera; Formicidae. The coding region runs from base 49 to 2232 and encodes 727 amino acids.